Messenger RNA from Lodderomyces beijingensis, 2187 nucleotides. NCBI's taxonomy places the organism in Eukaryota, Fungi, Ascomycota, Pichiomycetes, Serinales, Debaryomycetaceae. The record is from the annotation of a GenBank genome assembly.
AUGGUCAGUUUGGAGACGGGCGAUGAUUUGGAUAGUUUCCAAAGACGAAGCAUGGGCUUGAUGAAGUUUCCUAGACACAUGAGCUACGAAACUUAUCAGCAGUUGAGUGAUAUCCUCGAGGAUGUCGACAACUCGGCGAUCCUAACUGGGGGUGCGCACGCGGGACCGUUCCGCUGCUUCAGACUUGUGGGAGCCAAGAUGGAGGCUCUGGAUGUGUCGAGAGACAAGCGGCUGCCUCUUGACGAAGAAACCCAGAGCCCAGAGCCUCCCACGCACGCGAAGAAAGCGGCGCAUACUUUCAACGAAGGGGAGAUAUUCAUAAAGAUGAGCAACGAGCAUGUCCAUUACAAGCUUACCCAUUUUGCCAAGCUUUCGAUCCACGCCAUAAAAGGCCCCGAUUACCACUUGACGGAGCAGAACAUGAUGCACAUCCUUUACCCGAAAUUUUUCUUGAACAUUGACUCGGACGACGACUGGCUCGCGAAUGCGAAAUUGGUCAACAACAAGUUGUAUUCAAAGUGCGGCGACUCGCUUGUGUUGCACGACUUGAUGCGCGAGCUAUUGAGCAACUUCAGCCUGCACUUGAUCUCCAUUACCAGAUUGGGGCUCGAGCACGACUACAUUGAGGUGCUAUUGAUACCGUUUGUCAAGCUGAUUGUGGCGAAGUUUGUGUGCUGGGACUUUGCUAGCUGGGACGUGGUUGGUUUGCAAGACUCCACCGAGUUGGAUGAAGAAGAGCUCAUUUGCAGCAUUAAAUUGUGCAUCAUGUACCUCACACUAGGCUUGAGCGCGUUUCAUCUUUCGCGCGAGCUGGAGCUGGUCGCGGUCUCGGUCUCGCCGCGAGCAGCUGUCUCCUACGACGAGUAUUUGAGAAUCAGCAUGGAGCUCCGUAAAUUGAGCAUCAAGCUACUUACAUACCACCUUGACGAGUCCGAUGUGAUUUACGAAAACCAGAAACUGCGCAAGCGAAAUGGGUAUUAUGAUCUGUAUUUGCUUCUUGCGCUCAUCCUCCAGAUUGAAUUAGAUAGCAUGUUUAGCGUUUUUGAGAACUUUGAUUUGAUUUACGCUAUCGGCGAUUUUGUCAUCAAGACAAAACUCAAGGCCCAUGAAAGAAAAGAGGUGAUCAACAAGUUGUUCAUCAACAUCUUCAAGCUCAAGUAUUUCAUGUAUGAAAGCACGCAAGCCGUGAACAAGGACAACUACCAGAUUGACGCGAUGAAGGCCGAAAUCGACUAUGCAGACUUGAAGGACGACUAUGAUUUAGUUGACCUGCAGAGUGACGAAGAAGAGGAGGAGGAAGAUGAUGGCGACAACGGUGAUGAUGAUGACACCAAUUUGUAUACCAACGCCGCGGGUAAAGUCAUUUCGCCUAUUCGACCGACAAUCUCCAACAUGGUCUCCGCCAACACUAUGAAUUCAGCAAAGUACGUGCCGACGGCGUACACCAUCAGUUUUGACCGCAACAAGGACUAUGGCGCAGCCUACGAAGUGACAGCAGAAUCCGCGUUGGCGCCCAGCAGCAACUACAAGUUCACGCCGCACUUGGACACAGAAUUCACCACUGCGUUCGACGCGGACUUGAUCUACUUGAUGUAUGGAAUCCCCCGCGAUUUGCUCCACAUAUACCACGAGUCCAUCCAUUUGGCGAACCACAAAAGCAUAUUCAACAUCCAGAAGGUGUUUCCCAGAAACUUCCCGCGGAUCGUGGCGGACCUCGAGGACAGGCUCCUCACCUGGGACCACAGCAAGCUGAACUGGCAUUUGGACCCAAAGAACCCCUUUCACGAUAUUUUGAUCAAGUACGUCAAGUCGUUCCACCAAGCUGUGAUUCUCUAUCACCGCAAGUUGAUGAAUAAAAACUUUCGAGCCGAAGAGUACCAAUACUUGGUCGACAGCUCCCUCGACUGCCUAGUCGGCGCCAUAGAACUGGCCAAGGCACUCAAGCUCAAGUUCAAACCAAUGUUCUGGAACCUAUUCAUUUGCGGAUCUCUUGCACUCGGUGCGCCUCGACAAGCCCGCGUGCAACAGAUCUGGAGCGGCCACGGUUUCCGCGGACAAGCCAACUACUGGAGAGCCAAGCAGAUACUCUUUGAAAUCUGGAACAGGCGAGACAAUGGCGAAGAAGAGGACAACGUAGGGUUUAUGAACUUAAUCCGAGAGUGGGACAUUCAUCUAAGUCUAGGAUGA